GGGUUUCUGUCUUCCUUCCCAACCCCCUUCCCUUCUGCACAACAGGGAUUUGGGAAACAAGUGGAUGUGUCAUACAUUGCCAAGCAUUACAACAUGAGCAAAAGCAAAGUUGACAACCAGUUCUACAGCGUGGAAGUGGGUGACUCGACCUUCACUGUUCUCAAGCGCUACCAGAACUUGAAACCAAUUGGCUCUGGGGCUCAGGGAAUAGUUUGUGCUGCAUAUGAUGCCAUCCUUGAUAGAAACGUGGCCAUUAAGAAGCUCAGCAGACCAUUCCAGAACCAAACCCACGCCAAGCGUGCUUACAGAGAGCUGGUCCUCAUGAAGUGUGUGAAUCACAAAAAUAUUAUCAGUUUAUUAAAUGUCUUCACGCCACAGAAAUCUCUGGAGGAGUUCCAGGAUGUUUACCUGGUGAUGGAGCUGAUGGAUGCCAACCUGUGCCAGGUGAUUCAGAUGGAGCUAGACCAUGAGCGAAUGUCCUACCUGCUGUACCAAAUGCUCUGCGGCAUCAAGCACCUGCACUCUGCAGGAAUUAUUCACAGGGAUUUAAAACCAAGCAACAUUGUGGUAAAAUCUGACUGCACACUGAAGAUUUUGGAUUUUGGGCUGGCCAGGACCGCGGGCACCAGCUUCAUGAUGACUCCGUACGUGGUGACACGGUACUACAGAGCACCGGAGGUCAUCCUGGGAAUGGGCUACAAGGAGAACGUGGAUAUAUGGUCUGUGGGAUGCAUUAUGGGAGAAAUGGUUCGCCACAAAAUCCUCUUUCCAGGAAGGGAUUAUAUUGACCAGUGGAAUAAAGUCAUAGAGCAGUUGGGAACGCCCUGCCCAGAGUUCAUGAAGAAGCUGCAGCCAACUGUACGGAACUACGUGGAGAACCGGCCCAAGUAUGCUGGCCUCACCUUCCCCAAACUGUUUCCUGAUUCUCUCUUCCCAGCUGACUCAGAACACAACAAACUCAAAGCCAGCCAAGCUCGGGACCUGCUGUCCAAAAUGCUGGUCAUCGAUCCGGCCAAGCGCAUAUCAGUGGACGAGGCCCUGCAGCACCCAUACAUCAACGUCUGGUACGACCCCGCCGAGGUGGAGGCGCCACCUCCCCAGAUCUAUGACAAGCAGCUGGACGAGCGGGAGCACACCAUUGAGGAGUGGAAAGAACUCAUCUACAAAGAAGUAAUGAAUUCUGAAGAAAAAACGAAAAAUGGCGUAGUAAAAGGACAGCCAUCUCCUUCAGGUGCAGCAGUGAACAGCAGCGAGAGCCUCCCCCCAUCCUCAUCGGCCAACGACAUCUCCUCCAUGUCCACGGAUCAGACGCUGGCGUCCGACACGGACAGCAGCCUGGAAGCGUCGGCGGGGCCACUGGGGUGCUGCAGGUGACUAGCCGCCUGCCUGCGGAACCCCGCCUUCUUCAGGGGGUGACGGCGUCCAGAGGGAAAGCAACAGAGCUAAGGGACGGAGGGAAAUAAAAUGCACAGAUUUAAACGAAACAAACAAAUCUUUUCCGCCUGCUUCUCCUACAGAGCUAUGUAAUGCAGCUCAGCUCAAGUGUGUAUGUAACUCAUAGUUGCUCUGCUUUGGUCUUCUGAUGAUGCUUUCUGGGGUGGGGGAGGAAAAGGAUUCUUCAGAUCCUUUUUUUUUCCACCCUUACAAGACGCAAAAUUAAUGGCUGCAAAACCAGCAACCCACAGCUGUCCUCUCACGCUGGCAUGACAAGGUGUGCAGUGCCACUCCACAACACACCAGUGCGGAUCUGCCCUCACUCUGCUCUGUUGUCUCCUGCUCCCUGGGGCAGGUAUGGAUAUACGGUUCGGGAUAUGCAGAUAGAGAUACACACACAUUUUUUCCCCAUGCAUGAAGAGCACACACGCACGCCAGUAGAGUUCUGGCUGUGUGUGUAGCUGUAUGCCUGUAGGCACACAUCAAUCUGCACUCACACUCAGUGCACCACACAACUACAUGGCCCAUUUCAUGUGAGCAGCAUACAUACAGGGGUACUGUUACCCAUGUAUAUGUUGUGUCCUUGGUCAUGGAUGAGGCUGCACAGCUUGUGCAAUGAUUUGUGGAAGUGAAAAUAACCACACAGAGCUGUUGCUCCCUCAGACCCUUGAAGAUGUAGCACCAGUGUUUUUGCUGAUAGCUGUAUAUAUACUUAACGUUUGUAUUGGAGGAUGGUGCUGCAGAUCUUCACACAAUCUCUAUGAAUAUUGGGAAGAGUUCUGAUUUUCAGAGCAGAUAUGCUCAGCUAAGAGCAAGUUGGAAGGAAGCACAUCAUGUAUUUUUGCAAGGCAUGGGGAGCAAGAAUGGAGAUUCUUUGUGCAUGCGUAUGCCCAGAGAGGUUUAUAUCAUAAAGCAAACUUCUCCUGUCCAUAUUCAGUGAAUUAUCUUUAUUUAUAGAGGGACUCACUGCUGUGAGUUCCAGAUAUAUUUGUGUGUUAGGGGACAUUACGGGGUUGGGGAACAGACAGACCACAGUCAAAAGGACAUUCAAUGUUUAUUUUUGUAUAUCUUUGAUUUUACUGAGUUCAGCAUUGGGAUAUCUGCAGCCCUCCUCAGCAUGUUUGUGGCCAAGAGAUGGUUUCUCCUUUAUGUCAUUCCCCUGCAGGGAUUUCCAUCACUGAGCAAAGACCACCCUUCCCUGGGUGGUAUCUUUGGCCAUUCCUUUGCUUGUGACAAGCCAUCCAGCUCUCCAGAAGUGUUACCAGCUGUGUUACAUGGAAAAGAUGCACAGAGUCGGUCCACAGAAGGGGAAUGUUUUUCCAGAAGUCAACAAGAAAAACUGUUUAGAAUAUUUUAUUGGAUACUUUAAAUCCACCAGUUAUAAAGUAUUCCAAAUUCUCUUCCUUUCUCCUGGAAUAUAGCUGCUCUGUUGGGUGGCUCACACACCUGCUGUUCUGCUGUAGGAUAGGAAAACAAUUGGAGUAGCAGGUCAGAUUUUCUUCAAAGGGAAGAAAACAAGAAAUGAAUCUUCUCUCCAGGGUGCUGAGGAAGGAAGAUAUGAAUGCAUAUGAAGUCAUUUCAGACCUGGUAGCAGAUCUGUUCUGUAGUAGGACAAUGUGGUUUUUUUUUUCCCUCCAGGGAUAUUUUUGGUUGAUUUUUGGGGAAAAAAAAGAAAAUACAAUUAGGUCUACGAUUUUCUAAAAACUCAUAACAGUAACUGUGAAAGCAAUAAUUUACCACUGCUAAAAGAGUUAGCAAUAUUCUUUCUUAAGCCAUGAAACAUCAAGUCAUUGUUUGGUGAUGGGACGCUCACUUCAGUGCCAGUGAUCAUAAAAGUAAUCAAAGCAAACAACAAUGCUUUGUAGGCAUGAAGGCAAUAACACCACAGUGACUUCCUAGCAAUAAUGAAAUGUCUCACCUCCAGAUUUUAAUCAUCAUACAUAUAAAUAGUACUUAAUAACCAGUACCUUUUCCCCAUUCUUUGGUUUGCACCAUUCUAGUGUGUUAUUUGACCCCUCAUCCCAAAGAAAACUCUAAGAGGCAGAGCUGCAUGUAAAAGAAAGGGCAAAAAUUGAACAGAUGCUGAAUGCUAGCAUGAGGAAAUGCUGUUCAUCACCAGCCAUGUUAUGGAGAUGUGACAGAUGCAGUAACAGAAGGGCCACUUACGGUGGAUGGGUGCUUGCAGAUCUCCCAUGUUUUACACUGAGUCCCAUAGCAUAAUUUGGUCUGGUUUGGGUUCAGGAGUGCUGGGCAGCAAUCUGGGAAGCACAGGAUAUGUUCUGCAGAUGGGCAAUGAAUGAGUCUAUAGCACAGAAUGUAUACUGUUGUGUUCCCAGCAGCCAAUUCUUCUAACAGCAGUGCUGCACAAAUGUUUUGUGGCUACCAUAGGGAUGCCUAUCAAGUUUCACAACUAGCACGUGCUUCUGUCUUGUGUUCAGUAUUGCUCAACACAAGCGCAUGUUGAAGUGCCUUGCUGAAAUGGGCCCAUAACAAUGGCUGCCUUUGGUUUUGGCAGUAAAUGAGUUCAUCUCCUCUUUAAGAAGCAUUGUUUGCAGGAGGAGACUUAGGGCUGUCCACAUUGGACACCAGAAAAAAAGCCAUUGAUAACACAAAGCAAUAGUCUCUUUUGGGCUUGGUCCUCAUGUGACCUGGCCAUGCUGCGUGGUGGCUGCCACAUAGGGCGUUUCCUCUGUGUCUGUAGGUUGUUGCUGCCAACUUUAUCCUACAGGAGAGUGUGUACCCUCCAAUAUGGAUGACACUGGUGACAAUCUGUAGCUAUCCUAAGGUGCAGACAGGAUAUUCCUUUCAGAUUCUGGAAUUUGGUGACCUUUCUCUUCAGGUCCUUUUCCUUACUAUCCCAAAGCUCUGUGCAACGUGACCAUAGAUGUAUCUUUUUUCUUCCUUCACAGUGACCUUCCAAAUCUACCUCUUCCAUUACAUGGUCAGUACAUACGACUUGAGAAACAAUUUUCACCUCAUUCUCAAGUUUGCAGCUGUAGGUGUAAUUACAGUGAUGUAAAAUAUUGGUAACACAGAGAGGUGUAAUGGCAGUUUUUUCAAAGCAUUGAGGCACUGAAACAUCAGCCUCUUGGCAGAAGUGCAGCAAUGGCAGCACUUGUUUUUCAGUAAGAGUUGCUCCUGAAAGACAUCCUUCCUUCCCUUUUCUUUUUACUGGUGAGUUUAACUGAGCACUGAUUUGCUUUGAGUUGAUGGAAGGUUGCGUGUGUUUUCAGUCCAGCAGUAAAUUUUGACAUCACUCUUCAGAUGCUCACUCGUCAACCAGAAUAGUGUAUAUAUAUUCCAUCAGCAUACAGUGCAUCUUCAGUGAUUUCAGGUGUUUAUUUGGAUUGGUCGCAGACUGAAGUAUUUGAAUGAUGCUGUUGCUGGGAACCCACCCACACUAUUCAGAUUUCCAUGGCAUGGAUACAUACAGUCAAUUGUAGCAUAUAAAGGAGAGCUCAGAUUGGAGUGCAAGUAUGGUAACUUGUAAAAAAAAACAAAAAAAAAGAAACAUAAAGCCCGGUGAGUGCUUCUCUACAGCUCUGCUGUUUAUCCUCCGGCAAUGAUCAGUUCCUGACUGAUGCUGGCUGAUCUCAGGAGAUCAUGCAAGCCAAGUGGUAAUGUCACUGCACCAUUCUUGUACUUUUAUAACAGAAUCUGAUCAUAGGUAUUUACAUUCAUUUACAUAGCUUUACUUUUAAGAUUUGGGCUAAUAAUCCUGAAGAGAUGAAAUCUGUAAGUGUGCCUUUAGGAAUUUUUUCAAAACGCUGCCACGACACUGAUAUGGACUGUGUUCUUCUUUCCCCCCAACUUAUUGGCUCAUGGAAAUAUGCCAGUAGUCAACGUUAGAACUGCCAAAGGGAAUCAGGCUGAGUACAUUUCGUCACUACAGAAUAGAAAUAUUUUAAUUUGAAAUAACCUUUAGAAGCCACUUGUAUGAUAAAUGUUGCAGGAUUUUAGGUGAUCAAAAUCAACAAUUCUAAUUUCAGAUGUGUUUCUUUUUAUGCUUACCGUUCUUUCAAAUUUUUGUUUGAAUUCAAUCAUACAGAAUAAUGAAAAUCUCUUUCCCCUAAAGUUUGUGAGAUGAAAACAAUGAAUUUCCUAGCAAACUCUGUGUGCUUCCAGGGAGAGCACUAUGGAAGGAAACCUGCAGGGGAGAAUCAGCAUUUCCUUUAGUAAUC
Meleagris gallopavo (turkey) is the source of this 5615-nucleotide messenger RNA. RefSeq names its product mitogen-activated protein kinase 10 (gene MAPK10). NCBI's taxonomy places the organism in Eukaryota, Metazoa, Chordata, Aves, Galliformes, Phasianidae. Gene Ontology annotation, biological process: protein phosphorylation. The record is from RefSeq and is a predicted model, not a curated record. Gene Ontology annotation, molecular function: ATP binding; MAP kinase activity.